UUGAAAAAUUGAAGCUGUUUCCUUGUGUGUCAGAAGCUCCGAGAAACGAGAGGCUGCAAUUUAUCUAUAUAGAUCUUUAUAUAUAUAUUUAUAUAGAUGUAUAUACAUGAUACUUAUAUACAUGACUAUAUAAAUAUAUCUACUCGAACCCGGAAGCAGACGGACGAAGAGAAGCUGCAGUGAACACUCCUCAUCUGAAGCUAGCAGCUAGCUGUUAGCCAUUAGCCCUUAGCCCUUAGCUCGUCGUUAGCCUCCGGACUCUCACGCUCUCACGCCGCCUCUGAGGCGAUGAGCACGGACCUACUCUCUGAUCUGGACACCCGCUUCUUCGCUGAUAACCUCCUGACCAGCGAGGACUGGGAUGCCUGCCUGUACCAGUGCGAGAACAUGGAGGAGGGGGAGGACGCCGCCUGCACCCGGGGGCGCACAUACCAGACCACGUUUGACAACGACCUCGUGCUGACCCUUGACCCUGACAGCCCCCCCUCUCCAUGGCACCACAGUGAUGACAACCUGCUCACAGGAGAAAAACCGGGAAACACAAAUGAAAUGACGAUAACUCAGCCGCUACCAGUGGAAAUGUUGUUCCAGGUGAAGGCAGAGCCUCUCUCUCCGGCCUCAUCUCUCUCCUCUGAUUGCUCCAUGUCUUCACCAGAACCUCAGAUCACAGUUAAAGGUGAAAACCCCCCCACCCCCCCGUACAUGUACGGAGACGUGCUGUCCCCCCCCCUCGGAGCCAUGGAGGUGACUGUGGCGACCUCAGCCGUGCCCCCCCCUCCACAGACACAGCUGCAGACGCCGUUGACGGCUGCGCAGAUCGGGGGGGGGCAGACGACAGUGCUGCCGAGGUCCUCCACGUUGAAGACCAGCACCAUCCUGAGCACGAAGCCCCCCAUCCAGCCCCGACCCUUGUGUGUCGCCUCCCUUCCUGUCCCCCAGGGACCUGCUCCAGCUAAGACCCUCAUACUACAGGGCCUCCCCCCCAUGGACCAGACCCGACCCGUCGUCCUGUCUCAGUCCGUCUGUCUCGGUUCAGCUCCGGCCAUCGUCAAACUGGAGCCGGUGUCUCCCUCCAUCACCCAGCACUGCUCCAGUCCCACCGCCCCCCCCCCCAGCAAACCCAUCGUGCCGGCCACCUCCACUCUGCCUGGCAGCAGCUCCGGGGACGUCGAUAUGAAGGUGCUGAAGCGGCAGCAGAGGAUGAUCAAGAACCGAGAGUCUGCGUGCCAGUCCAGGAAGAAGAAGAAGGAGUACCUGCACCUCCUGGAGGGUCAGCUGAGGGAGGCGCAGCAGGAGAACGAGCGACUCCGGAGGGAGAACCAGGCUCUGAGGGAGCGACUGGCUGGGAAAGAGGGCAGCGACUCAGCGGGUAACAAACGAGCCGUGUGUGUCAUGGCUGUUCUGCUCUUCAUGACCUUCAGCUUCGGACCCGUCAGCAUCACGGACAGGAAGCUGUCCCCGGGGCCACAGGACGGUGGGGUGUGGUACACGGGACGCCAGCUGCUGGAGAUCGAGCAGCAGCGCCCGGCGCCGCGGCAGGCGAGGGCGGCGCCUCCUCCUCCGAGCAGAGAGGAGGACAAGACGGAGACGGAGGAGGACGGGGCGGAGGCGGACGGAUUUGUUGCAGAGUCGUUUCCUUUCAGGAACCUGAGCGACGUCUUCAGUGACAUGAAGGACCUGGUUCUUCAGGACAUCGAUCGGUACUUCACCUCCUCAGACUGUCGGCAGUUCAAUCGCUCCGAGUCGCUGAGGUUGGCCGACGAGCUGAGAGGCUGGGUUCAGAGGCACCAGAUCGACAGGAAGAAAUCUGGAGGGAAACCAAAGAUUGCCAAGAAGGCCAAGAUCGCCCAGGUAAAAGCUCAGCUGAGGAAGACAAACUUCUCCAGAUAUCUGCCGAUUCCGACUCAUCGCUCCCUGGAGAGCCAGCUGCAGGUCCUUCCUGGUCCUGAGGUCACGUACAGCGACUUCCUGGACGCCAUCGAGCGCAGGGAGGACACUUUCUACGUGGUCUCCUUCCGACGGGACCACCUGCUGUUACCGGCCAUCAGCCACAAUAAGACCAGCCGACCCAAAAUGUCUCUGGUGAUGCCGGCGAUGUCCGUGAACGAGAGUCUGUACAACACGUCUCGAGGCUACGAGAUGAUGAUGCAGGUCGACUGUGAGGUCAUGGACACUCGGAUCGUCCCCAUCAAGUCCUCCGCCGUCCCGCCGUCCCUCCGCGACCCGCCGCCGCCCCCCCCCUCCCACCACAACCCUCACCACCACCACCACGGCAACCACACCUCGCUCAGAGGACGCCACCACCCGUCCUCCUCGCCAACGUCCCCGAGGCAACCGCUGCCUGCCCGCCGGCGGACAGCCGAGUAUUUAAUCAGCCAAUCAGAGGGGGUCUAGGGGCUGUCGCCAUAGUGAUGUACAGAACAGCGACGGUCGGUGGGAAACAUGGAGAAGAAGAAAAACCUGAAAUUGUUUUUGAAAAUCACUUUAUUGCUUAACACGAGUAACUUUCCUCUUCUUCUCCAAACAACUCUUUUCCUGCAGGAAACAGAAAAACUAGAAAGUUCAGAUCCGGUCGACUCGUCUUUAAACUCCUGUCGAUAUCAAAAGUUUGCAAAAAAACGUCCUAAUAUAUCAAAUAUAUUGUAAAAAUGAAAAUCUGGCAGCAGCAGCCUGCACUCAGACAAAGUGCUGCUUUUUAAUAUUUAAUGUGAAAAUGUGGAGUGAAUGAAAUGUGCCCGUUUGGAGCUGAGCUGAAGAAGAAAGGUUUGUGUUUGUCUGCGUGUCCUCCCUGAUUCGACCCACAGGUGGCGCUGCAGCAGAGCUUCUUUCACUGCACUUUCACAGGAAGUGGAUAAACGUCUCGCAGUGAGAGUCUGGUUAUUAAUGUUGCAGGAGAAACGUCUUGUUUCCUCGACUCUGCUGAUGAUUUGUAUAUUUGUGAAACGCUGGAGUCCAGAUGUUUGACUGACAGCUGCUGCUCGACCAGGGAUCCUGACGUGAACCACACGAAACCCGACGGCUUCAGGGAAACGUUCGAUUCCUGAGUCUGAACCGUCACUCCAGCAGCAGCACAGGUUUAGUGCCUUGCUCAAGGACUAAAGUCUAAUCUGAUCCUUGGUCGUGCCACAUCUGUCAGAUUAAUCUGUUUUCUUUUUGUCUUUAAAUAGAAAAAUCCUGUGGUUGUUUUGUGGGGAUUAUUUAAUAGAUGUAAAAUAUCAUUGUUCACUUUGUAGAUAUACUUUGUUUUUUUAUAUUUUUUUAUUUCCUGUGAGGCUUCAGUGAAAAUUUUCUAUAUUUCAUUCUCGCCUUUCUUUCAAGGACCAACCACGUUUGUUCGUUCAGUCUGUGCUCGUCAGGAUUUUCUCUCCCGACUCAAUAUAUUUAUGAAAAAUACAAUUAUAUGAAUAUGCCGUUUUUUUAAUUGUACAGAAUUAAGUUGUGAAGCUUCGGUUUUUCCUAAAAACACAGAAAAUGUAAAUUCUGCCAAAACAAUAAAAUUGAGCCUCUUUGACAA
Platichthys flesus (European flounder) is the source of this 3514-nucleotide messenger RNA. RefSeq names its product activating transcription factor 6 beta (gene atf6b). Gene Ontology annotation, biological process: regulation of transcription by RNA polymerase II; endoplasmic reticulum unfolded protein response. The record is from RefSeq and is a predicted model, not a curated record. Lineage: Eukaryota; Metazoa; Chordata; Actinopteri; Pleuronectiformes; Pleuronectidae. Gene Ontology annotation, cellular component: nucleus. Gene Ontology annotation, molecular function: RNA polymerase II cis-regulatory region sequence-specific DNA binding; DNA-binding transcription factor activity, RNA polymerase II-specific. Bases 289 to 2394 code for a protein of 701 amino acids. The transcript has 17 exons.